UUUGAUUUACUCACACCACCAUUUUUCCAUUUAUAAAUAAAAAAACUUUCUCUUUCUCUCUCUCUCGAUUUUGAAUUCAGUUUCAGGAAAGUAGAUUCAAGAGAUCAUGGCUGCUUUCUCCCUCUUCCUCUUCCUCCCUCUUCUUCUUCUAAGCGUUCCAAUCCAUUUUGCGCAGGCCCAGAAAUCUCCGCCGCUGGCGGCGGAGCCUCCAUCUCCGGCCGACGAUUGUAACGGCAUCUUCUUGCAGUACGUGUACAGUUCCGGGUCCAUUCUUAAGCCCACUGUGAAGACCCGCCAGCCCUACCGAUUUGAGUCCGCUCUUAGUAUCGUCAACAACGGCGUCGACGAGCUCAAGUUGUGGCGGGUCUUCGUCGGAUUCCAGCACGAUGAGUUCCUCGUCUCCGCCUCCAACUCCGUGCUCGACGACGGGACGUCGCUCCCGGCGGCGGUGGGCAAUGGGACUGUUUUUGCCGGGUUCCCCAACUCGGAUCUGAAGACUGCGAUCGAGACCGCCGGCGAUUCGACCCAGACGAGUGCUCGGGUUGAGUUGGUCGGAACCCAGUUCGGCGUCGGCCGAGGAAACGCUCCCAUGCCGUCCAACAUCUCGCUCGUCAAUGACGGCUUCAUUUGUCCUAAACCCUCAAUGCAAGGAAACAGUACAAUGAUGGUGUGCUGUACAAAAGACCCGAAAUUCAAGGCUAAUCUGACCAAAGAUGAGGAAUUCCUUCCUCGUAGAGAUGGUGAUCUAACAAUUAUGUAUGAUAUCACGAGAUCAUAUGAUUCGAAUUACUGGGCGCAGGUCACCAUUGCGAACCAUAACCCGCUCGGGCGUCUUGACAACUGGCAACUUAGCUGGGAUUGGAUGAGGGAUGAGUUCAUAUUUAACAUGCAAGGGGCUUAUCCCUCUGUAGUUGAUUCGUCGGACUGCCUGUUUGGCAGGCAGGGCGAGUUUUACAAGGACCUCGACUUCUCCAAUGUGUUGAACUGCGAGAGGAGGCCGACUAUUAUCGACCUACCACUUGAGAAGGCGAAUGACACAACUCUAGGGAAGAUCCCUUUUUGUUGUAGGAAUGGCACGAUUUUGCCUCCCGCAAUGGAUCCCAGCAAGUCGGUUUCUGCGUUCCUGAUGAAUGUGUUUAAGAUGCCGCCUGAUCUCAACCGCUCCUCGUUCACCCCGCCCCAGAAUUGGAAGAUCAGCGGGCGCCUAAAUCCAGAUUAUAAGUGUGGAGCCCCGGUUCGUGUGAGUCCCAGUGAAUUCCCGGACCCUAGUGGGCUGCUGCCGAGUAAAGCCGUGUUUGCUAGCUGGCAAGUGGUAUGCAACAUUACCCAACCGAAGGGGGCGAGCCCGAGGUGCUGUGUCUCGUUCUCGGCUUACUACAACGAAUCCGUCGUGCCGUGCUCGACCUGUGCCUGCGGCUGCCCCGCCAAUACAGCCAGCACUUGUAGCACCAAAGCGCCCGCGCUUCUCCUCCCCGCCCAGUCCCUGUUGGUUCCUUUCGAGAACAGGACUAAAUUGUCCUUAGCCUGGGCCGGGAUUAACCAUUUCCCCGUCCCGAACCCUCUACCGUGUCCAGAUAACUGCGGCGUUAGUAUCAACUGGCAUUUGUUCACGGACUACCGGGGCGGGUGGUCUGCCCGGAUCACGCUCUUCAACUGGGACGACUCUGCAUUCGCCGAUUGGUUCGCCGCAAUUGAAUUGGACAAAGCUGCCCCCGGCUUCGAGAAGGUCUAUUCCUUCAACGGGAGCACACUAAGUGGCGUGGACAACACGAUUUUCAUGCAGGGCCUUCCCGGGUUGAACUAUUUGGUAGGAGAGGCAGACGGGGCGAAUCCUGAGAGGGAUCCCAGAGUACCAGGUAAACAGCAGUCUGUAAUUUCGUUCUCGAAGAAGAACAUUCCCGGUAUCAACGUGGCUGCUGGUGACGGGUUCCCGACCAAGGUGUUCUUCAAUGGAGAAGAGUGUUCACUGCCGAAAAUUCUCCCGAAAAGCGGGUCAUUUAGAGUGAGCUCAUCCAUGCUCACUUCCACCAUCCUUGCUCUCCUGGUCUUCAUGUUGUUAAGACUAUAAACUGCACUGUCUUAUUUCUUCAUUCUUUAGACUGAUUGUGGAGUCUUCAAGCUAUACACCCAGAAGACAAAUGAUUGUAUGUAAUUUUUGUGCAAAGGAUUUUGCCACUCAGUUCUCUGAGUCCAAUUUGUGUAGGCUGAUAUACAUGAUGUAAUCAUUGACAUCUAAUACCGCUUAUUUCAAUUCUUCAGUUUCAUUUUUUUU
Messenger RNA from Ipomoea nil (Japanese morning glory), 2272 nucleotides. Its product is annotated as COBRA-like protein 7. Bases 107 to 2068 code for a protein of 653 amino acids. NCBI's taxonomy places the organism in Eukaryota, Viridiplantae, Streptophyta, Magnoliopsida, Solanales, Convolvulaceae. The record is from RefSeq and is a predicted model, not a curated record. Gene Ontology annotation, cellular component: membrane. Gene Ontology annotation, biological process: cellulose microfibril organization. The transcript has 2 exons.